Perca fluviatilis (European perch) is the source of this 1017-nucleotide messenger RNA. RefSeq names its product ankyrin repeat and SOCS box containing 11 (gene asb11). Gene Ontology annotation, biological process: protein ubiquitination; positive regulation of protein catabolic process. Gene Ontology annotation, molecular function: protein binding. The transcript is spliced from 7 exons. The record is from RefSeq and is a predicted model, not a curated record. Lineage: Eukaryota; Metazoa; Chordata; Actinopteri; Perciformes; Percidae. Bases 46 to 930 code for a protein of 294 amino acids.
UUGAGUCCGGGACAGUCGUGGAGGAGUCUUCUGUUCAUUUUCAUCAUGGCUGCUGUUCAGACUGAGGUUUCCCUGUGCUCACAACCUUCGCAGAGAUCCUUUUACAUCUAUGGGGGGUUGGCAUGCAACUCGCUGAUGGCUGACUUCUGGUCAGACAGAACUCCUCUCCAUGAAGCCGCCUACCAAGGCCGACUGCUACACCUGAGAAGCCUCAUCGCUCAGGGCUUCCAUGUAGACACACUCACCAUGGACAGAGUCUCUCCUCUCCAUGAAGCUUGCAUCGGUGGUCAUUAUGCUUGUGCCAAGUUCCUGCUGGACAAUGGUGCAAAUGUGGAGGCAGUAUCAACCGAUGGCGCCACACCUCUCUUCAACUCUUGCAGCAGCGGGAGUGCUGCUUGUGUCAGGCUCAUGUUGCUGCACAGUGCCUCCAUCCACACCCCCUACCUGCUGGCAUCACCCAUCCAUGAGGCUGCUAAGAAAGGUCACACAGAGUGUCUGGAGGUGCUGCUGUCGUAUGGAGCUCAUAUCGACAUGGAGCUGCCGGUAGUGGGGACGCCGCUGUAUUCUGCCUGCAUGGCCCGGGCUGCAGCCUGUGUCGGGGUGCUACUACACUUAGGAGCAGAUGUCCGAAUCGGGUGUGGGCAGGACAGUCCUUUACAUGCUGCAGUUCGAGGUGAAAGCGCCAUCAUAGUGGAUCUUCUUCUGGACUUUGGGGCUGAUGGGUGUUGUAGGAACGUAGAGGGGAAGACUCCUCUGGAUCUGUCGACGCCAAACAGCGCAGUGAGAAUAGCACUGCAGAAAAAAGGUCCCUGCUCCCUGUCUCAGCUCUCUCGGUUCUGUAUUCGUCGAAGUCUGGGAAGGAGUCGUCUCCACAGAGCCUCUGGCCUCUUCCUCCCUCACAGUAUCAAGGACUUCCUCCUCUACCAAUGAACGUUUCUGCUCUGCUACUGCAGCUCUUUGAUAGAUAGAUAGAUAGAUGGAUGGAUGGAUGGAUGGAUGGAUGGAUGGAUGGAUGGA